This is a messenger RNA of Vicia villosa (hairy vetch), 1795 nucleotides long. Its product is annotated as pyridoxal reductase, chloroplastic-like. NCBI's taxonomy places the organism in Eukaryota, Viridiplantae, Streptophyta, Magnoliopsida, Fabales, Fabaceae. The record is from RefSeq and is a predicted model, not a curated record. Gene Ontology annotation, cellular component: cytoplasm. The transcript is spliced from 9 exons. The coding region runs from base 365 to 1447 and encodes 360 amino acids.
UGGAUGCAUACUUAACUUAAUGAAGCCACUGAUCCAGUAGAAUAUCCUUCUUCUGUUUGCUUUUAAUGAACUCCACCUCACAUCCAUAUCCAUUUGCUUAUCUUCAUAUUCCAUCACAACAGUUUGAAAGGAACAACACCACCCUGCAGUUACCACCAUUAUUGUUUAUACUAUAUAAAAUAACUCGAUCAAACUAUCAACAAGACAGUUUGGCCGAGUGGUCUAAGGCGCCAGAUUUAGGCUCUGGUCCGAAAGGGCGUGGGUUCAAAUCCCACAGCUGUCAUUCUUUUUUUUAUUUUUUAUUUUCUUACUAUUUUUCAUAAAAUUGUUAUCCAAAACUGGUGUUGUUCCUUUCAUCAUAGCAAUGGCACUCUCAGCUUCUUGUUACACUUUUGCUUCUUCAAACACUAACCCCUUACCAUCUUUUCCUUUCAAAUUCCCUUCCUUAUGGCCAUCCACACAAAAGCUGAAGAUGGGGCCUCUGAGUGUUUCUCCAAUGGGUUUUGGAACAUGGGCAUGGGGAAAUCAGCUUCUGUGGGGAUAUAAGGAAUCUAUGGAUGAUGACCUUCAACAAGUCUUCAACAUGGCUGUGGAGAAUGGUGUUAAUCUUUUUGAUACUGCUGAUUCUUAUGGUACUGGAAGGUUUAAUGGCCAGAGUGAGAAACUCCUUGGGAAGUUCGUUCGAGAUUUUCGAGAGAAAAAGGGGAGCAGGAGUGAAAUUGUGAUUGCUACAAAAUUUGCUGCUUAUCCAUGGCGCCUUACACCAGGGCAGUUUGUGAAUGCUUGCAGGGCAUCACUAGAUAGGAUGCAGAUAGAGCAAAUUGGGAUAGGACAACUACAUUGGUCAACUGCAAAUUAUGCUCCUUUCCAGGAAUUAGCUCUUUGGGAUGGUUUAGUGGCAAUGUAUGACAAGGGUUUAGUUCAAGCUGUUGGAGUUAGUAAUUAUGGACCGAAGCAGCUUUUAAAGAUACAUGAUUACUUGAAAGAACGUGGAGUUCCCUUAUGCUCAGCUCAGGUGCAAUUUUCUUUGCUAAGCAUGGGGGAAGAACAACUAGAGAUCAAGAGUAUAUGUGAUUCUUUGGGUAUUCGGGUAAUUGCUUAUAGUCCUCUGGGACUUGGAAUGCUUACUGGGAAAUACUCGUCAUCCAAACUUCCAACUGGGCCAAGGGGAUUGCUAUUUAAGCAAAUACUUCCAGGACUGGAUCCUUUAUUGAGUUCCUUGAGAGAAAUUGCAAAUAAAAGGCGCAAAACCAUGUCACAGGUUGCAAUAAAUUGGUGUAUAUGCAAAGGUACAAUUCCAAUUCCUGGAGUCAAGUCAAUAACACAGGCGGAAGAAAACUUGGGUGCGCUGGGUUGGCGCCUCUCCUCAGACGAGAUACUUCAGUUGGAGUAUGCAGCACAGGAAUCACCCCGUAGGAUGAUCCAAAACAUUUUCCAAACCAGAUAAUAGCAACAAGCCUCAGCAGCACAGUUUGCAGACUGAGAAUGAAGGCAAGGAGGCCACAUGGUUUUUAUCAUGUGAAAACCAGGACAUAUUGUAAAACAAUUUCAUCUGUACUGACCCAGAAGAGAUAAACUGAAUCAAGCACUCCUAAAGCAAUUGUCGAGCUUAAAGUACUGCAUUACGUGCUUGUUGUGAUAACUUUGUAAUUUAAAAAAACAUGAAUUGCGUUCAUCCAAGAUACUACUGGAUAAUCAUAUAGUUAUACUCAUAAUUUUUCUUAAAUGUUUUACAACAAUUUUCGUAGAAAUAUUUUACUUGUACAGUGCUGAAAAAUCUUAUAGUGAGAAACAG